UUCAGACGACAUCCUCUGUGGUGCCAUAGCACAUGGAUUUCAGAACUGCCUGUGAGGAGACAAAGACAGGGAUUUGUUUGCUGCAGGAUGGUAAUCAGGAGCCUUUCAAAGUCCGGCUGCACCUAGCCAAAGAUAUUCUGAUGAUCCAGGAACAGGAUGUGAUUUGUGUGUCUGGUGAGCCUUUCUAUUCUGGUGAAAGAACGGUGACCAUCAGAAGACAAACAGUAGGAGGAUUUGGAUUAAGCAUAAAGGGAGGAGCAGAGCAUAAUAUUCCAGUUGUCAUUUCAAAAAUCUCCAAGGAGCAAAGAGCUGAGCUUUCAGGACUGCUUUUUAUUGGGGAUGCAAUUCUACAGAUAAAUGGAAUUAAUGUGAGAAAGUGCAGACAUGAAGAAGUGGUUCAGGUUCUUCGGAAUGCUGGAGAAGAAGUGACGCUAACAGUGUCUUUUUUAAAAAGAGCACCUGCUUUCCUCAAACUCCCAUUGAAUGAAGACUGUGCAUGUGCCCCAAGUGACCAGAGCAGUGGUACCUCCUCUCCCCUUUGUGACAGUGGCUUACAUCUCAACUACCAUCCCAACAACACAGACACGCUGUCGUGCUCCUCGUGGCCCGCGUCCCCAGGUCUGCGCUGGGAGAAGCGAUGGAGCGACCUGCGGCUCAUCCCGCUGCUGCACUCCCGCUGCUCGCAGUACGUGCCCGGGACAGACGCCAGCCGGCAGAAUGCCUUUCAAGUCAUCGCUGUGGAUGGGGUCUGCAGUGGAAUUCUUCAGUGCCUCUCCGCUGAAGAAUGGAUUGACUGGCUACAAGCAAUAGCAACUAAUAUUUCAAACCUCACAAAGCACAAUGUAAGUAGUGAUUCAAGGAACGCCUGGCUAUGGAGUUUCUCAGCCUCUGUAACAUUCUUCAAUAUGCAUGUAACUUUGCAUCAACUGCUUGGUGUUCCUCUAAGAAUGAGCCAGUUCACAUCCAUCAUGAAAGCGCUUCUGGAGCACUUAGAACUCGGCGAGGAAAUAAUUCCAGUUACUCGGAGAGAUGGAGAGUCAGGAAGUUUAUUAUGCUAG
Galeopterus variegatus (Sunda flying lemur) is the source of this 1058-nucleotide messenger RNA. Its product is annotated as gamma-1-syntrophin-like. Gene Ontology annotation, cellular component: dystrophin-associated glycoprotein complex; intracellular anatomical structure. The transcript has 10 exons. The record is from RefSeq and is a predicted model, not a curated record. Gene Ontology annotation, molecular function: structural molecule activity; protein binding. Lineage: Eukaryota; Metazoa; Chordata; Mammalia; Dermoptera; Cynocephalidae. Bases 33 to 1058 code for a protein of 341 amino acids.